Messenger RNA from Pogonomyrmex barbatus (red harvester ant), 2183 nucleotides. RefSeq names its product heart- and neural crest derivatives-expressed protein (gene Hand). The record is from RefSeq and is a predicted model, not a curated record. Gene Ontology annotation, biological process: regulation of transcription by RNA polymerase II; developmental process. NCBI's taxonomy places the organism in Eukaryota, Metazoa, Arthropoda, Insecta, Hymenoptera, Formicidae. Gene Ontology annotation, molecular function: DNA-binding transcription factor activity, RNA polymerase II-specific; protein dimerization activity; RNA polymerase II transcription regulatory region sequence-specific DNA binding.
CGGCUGCUACCACCGACGACGAAGCGGCGAACGUGGCCGGGGGCUUACGCAUCCGUGCACGGGGAGCGAUAGAUCGGUACCGCACCAAACUCCGUUUUCUCAGUGUCACUUUGACCGCACGUCCGAAACCGCAUCGCCUCGUUCGACGUCCGAAACCGAGCGCGAAUAUAGCGACCUAGCUACACGUCGGAUGACAGCCCGCGUCACAGAUUCGCGGCGAGACGACAUUCGGACGCGAUUUAAAGAAGAGACUCCUCGCGAGAAAUAGAGAUGAUUCAUAAUCGGACAUAACAAGACAGACGUCAAGUUUUGUUCCGCGAGACGAGAUCCGAGUGAAAAUCAAGACUUCAUCAUCGAGAAAUGAAAUAAUCUAUAUAAAUAAUAUGAUAAAAUCGUCGAGUCAGCAAUAAAUUUUAUUCCGUUUAGACGAUAUUCGCGUGAGUGGAAGUUGAGAUUUCUUCAUAUUUGAGAACUAUAGUAAAUUAUAAUAACAAAUAUAAAAAAAAAAUAACAAUUGGAGGAUAAUUUCUGUUUCUUUGAUAAAAAGAUUUUUCUUAUCGAGAAAUAUAACGAGAUAUGGUAAAAUAAUUAAGUAAUAAAAUAAACUGAAAUAAUAAUCAACAAGUUUAAAUUGAAAAGUUGAGGUGAGCGUUUAGUGAAAUUAGUACGAGUUGUGAGACAAAUUAAAGAAAUCGGUGAUAAUAUCGCGCAACAUGCUUGGUGGAUACGAGGCGCAGACAGAAUAUUAUCCGCAGUGGCAUCAACCAUAUAAUUAUGUUACUCAGCUUCCCUAUGGGCCCCUUGGCUCAGCUCCCGACGCCGAUAGUCAAUCAACGUACUGGGGAGGCGCGGAUUCUGGUAUCUCAGGGGGCAGCUCGGGGGCCGGCAGCCCUACCGCGUCGACACCACCCCUUAUCGAAGAGAUCGGCGUCCAGGAACCGAAUUAUUCGCCCUUACAGCAAUACGUGCAUCCUUCGGCCGGUCAGCAUUACACUACCCUACCGUACUCUCAGGUACAACAGGAAACAUCGCCCCACCAUCAUCAUCACUUACAUCAUCAUCAUCAUCAUCAAUCCAGUCACCGACGCGAGCACGAAUUUGCGAACGCUCAGAUCAGCCAGCAGGCCGUUGGUGGUCCGCUUCAACAGCAUCUUCAUCAGAGUCGCGAGGGUGGUGUGGCAGUGAGGCCAAAAAGACGAAACACAGCAAAUAAGAAAGAAAGAAGACGUACUCAGAGCAUAAAUAAUGCUUUUUCCGAUCUGAGAGAAUGCAUUCCUAACGUUCCCUCGGACACAAAAUUAUCAAAAAUUAAGACUUUGAGACUAGCUGCGUCUUAUAUUGGAUACCUCAUGGCGGUUUUGGAAAGCGACGAAGGAGAAGAACCACAGAUUUUCCGCGCGGAAAUUCUUUCAAAUGGCAGAAGAAAUAAAGCGACUCAACCUAAUCAAAAUGAGUCGUGUUUGCAAUCUGCUUCGAAUCUCGGCCACGAAGAACCGACAAAGAGCAAAGGACGAACGGGUUGGCCGCAGCACAUGUGGGCUCUCGAAUUGAAGCAAGAAUCAUCGACCAACCAGAUGCAAUAAAAUAUACCGAAGACACCACUGUCAAAACAUAUCCACGAUAUUUCACAAAAUAUCGUUCGAAACGAUCGUUCCUUUUUAGCCUGACAUUAUUUUUUUACCGUCGAAAAAAGGGUGGCCCGCAAUUUAGCAACUAAUAUAUCUAAUGCGUCUUUCAAAUAUUUUCAAUUCGUGGAACAAAUUUGCGGCGAGAAAUUUGAUAAUUACUGGGCGAUAAUAUGUAUUGUUGAUAAAAUAAUGUUUUACAAAACAAUUCCAAAUCUCCAGAAAAAUGCGGUCAAGCAAAAAAUAUAAUUAUUCGGUAAGAAGAAUAGUAUUGUUUGUAUAUAGUAUGCAUUUGUAAUUAUUGUGUAUGUACAGGGUUUUGUUCCUCCUAUAGCAAUCGAUGUUGAAACUUUUAGCCAAAGAACAUUAUUUUACCGAUGAAUCUAUUAUUUUCAUAAGUUGAUAACGAUGCGAUUAAGUUGUAAUUAUGAUUUUGAGUUGAAUUCGUGUGGAUUGAAUUAUUAAUUAGAAUUAAGAAUCUUUGUAAAGUUUUGUAUAAAGUAUCGUUACAGAAAUGUAUAAAAUGUCACUAGCAAUAAACAAUGUACUAUAAUAAAA